Molecule: messenger RNA, 3162 nt
Organism: Pyricularia oryzae 70-15
Lineage: Eukaryota; Fungi; Ascomycota; Sordariomycetes; Magnaporthales; Pyriculariaceae
Exons: 2
Coding region: 512-2890 (792 amino acids)
Cellular component (GO): Ino80 complex
Source: RefSeq, a predicted model, not a curated record
GCGUCGUUGACUGACGCCCAGAAAUUGUUUCAUUCAAUUCAACGCGAUGGGGUAGUGCUCCCGCUCCCACAGGCCGUCGCGUCCUCGCACGACCACCAACCUGGCAUACCGGGUAAAGUUUUCGUACCUGAUCACAGCGAGCUUUGCUUUCGCUUUGCAACCAAAACCAAAAUUAGCAAUCAAACCUCUGCCGAGCACAAUUCUUCCAUCAACGACAAAACACAUAAAAAUUGUCAUCAAUCGUUCAGUCAUUUUGAUCGACAAGCCCCGAACCAAUAAUUCAUUUGCCCGCUCGUGAUUGAUUGUGCAUUUCGAGAUGACACACGUAUCGUCGUGUUCACGGAUUUGAGUGUUGGCUUGCAGCUUCUGGGCCCGGUGCUUGUCGUCAUUCGCCGUCGCACCAUCCGUCCCAUCUAGCCCCUAACCUUCGUCCGUUUGUCCUGAUUUACUGCCAAUCAAGGUUUAAUCACUUUUUUUUUUUCCUUCACUCUUGCACCCCUCCUCUUUUAUCAUGGCCUCUCCUAGUUCUCCCGCCGCCAUGUCCGACAACGACAACGAGGCUCCAAGCUCGCCUGGACACGGUGACAACAACAAGUCCUUCGCGCAAGCAACCGAGGACGAAGACACGAGGAUGGCAGACUCGACGCCUCAACCCACCGAAAAGCGCAAAGGCCGCGCCUCGGGGAAGGUCGACUCUACACAUUCGUCGUCCCAGGCCGGCAAGAUUCGGCAUUUGAAAAAGAACGACGGCGAGCCGCUGUGGCGUGAGGACAUUCAAUAUGACUUCCUCAAGGCAGUCUUUGACGAUGAGCACAAGGUCUUUACCAACAGCUACGAAAAAGACCGCCUGGGCCCACAAUGUUUCGCGGAUCUCUACAUCGACACCAUGUCGAGGAGCAGCAAGACCAGCAAGGUCCUGCGCGAUAAGCUGCUUAGUGAUCGCGAGGCCGCCAAGGGUAUGGCUAUGGUCUGCUUGCUGGUGAACAUUGGCAGGAUGAACACGACUCUGAACUUUUUUCCCGAAAUGCGAGCUCAGCUGCGCACAUACCAUUCGAUUCCAUCACUCCAAGCCCACCAAGACAGUAACACAUACAAGCAAUUACAAGAUGCACCUCGUCUCAAGUCCAUCCUGAAGGGAGGAGCCGAAGACAGGGCCGAACCCAACUCCCUAGACCGUGUGAAGAGCCUGGACGUUCCCCGGACGAACCCGGUCAACCUACUCUUUGUCAUUACGGCCAACGCGCCGAAAAUCGCCGAGAUGCACUUUCCUCCGGACCAAGAAUUCCAAGAUCUUGUCAUGAAGCCACAGUUCACAUCAGCAUCGCGCGCCCGUGCCUUCCUGUGGAUGAUGUGGUUCUACCUGGAAUCGGACUUCACCGAGGAGGGUUGCGAGGAGAAUCCAUUUGGUGCCGGAGUGGACUACGGUCUCGACGUUGCGAACCAAGGUGUUCCGAAGCUCGAGCUGAUCAAGCCUGGCGACCCACCGGAGAACGUGGAUACGCCCGAGGAGCGCGAGUUUGGCGAGGAGAAGAAGCGAAUGCGUGCCAAAAUUAUCGAUGCUGACAAGGCUUUCGUGACGGACACCCAGAGCAAACGCGGCGCGCGGCCGAGGGUCUUUAUGCCUAAUGGGCCAGACGAGAUUCUCGCCGCUGGCAGCCCCGCCGUGCUCCCCAGAAUGCGACCCUCGCGGCACGAGUCGGAUAUGGAUAGUACACGUUCUACUCCUCCUCCGAGAGCAACACCACGACAGCUUGCUGGGCCUGUUGGAUCCGCUGCAGGCAAGAGGCCGGGUGCAGCGCUCAAAUACCAGAUAUUCGAGGGGGCAUCAUCGCCUGCCCCGCCAGAACCCAAAGAGGUUGGUGGAACGGGCCGCAAACCCCGGCCUCCCACAGCACAUCAGAUCGCCGUCGAGCACAAUCGAUCGGCCCGCGUUAACCACAUCCUGGAUCGUGGGGUGCGUAAGCAGCACCACUACGCCCGCAAGACGCGGCGACUAGAUGGUGCCAUCUUCCGCGCCGUCUGCAGACUGCGAGCUGGGCCCGACGCAGACCACCCUGCCAUGCCGGAUCCGGUCGAGGACAGCGAGGGCGAGGAGACGCUCAUCGAACACCAAAGAAUAGCGGCUGCUGGCGUCAGUCACCCGGACCCGGCGUUGCAUUGUGCCGUGAUCGGAGGAAAGAAGACCCCCUACAGGGCACGCGGGUUCGGGGGGCUGUGUCCGCUUGUGCACGAGGAGGACGACUUUGGGGAGGAGGCGGCGUCAUACGCAGCUGCUUUCCGGCGGGCCGCCAGGCGGCUCGAGAGGUGGGGCCUUUCGGGCGCAGACGACAGCACAGUUACUCAUGUCCCAACCAUCAAGAGGAAGCGGUUGGUGCCACCGCCCGACGCGACGGCCAACGAUCAAGACCCUAACGAGACUGAGGAUGACGGCGAUGCGACGAUGAUGGCAGGCGCAGAGGACUCAAUCAUGGGUGACGAGGAUGAAAGCUUCCAAAUCGAUCACAACUCGGCGCUAACACCGCGAGCGCAGAUUCGGCGGCGGCGGGGUGGUGCCCGGGGUGGAAGCAGCCUCGCCAAUGGUGCUGCAAAAAGAAGGAUCACUGCCAGCCCGGCGGGUGCAAAUAGGCGCAGCAAGAAGCCAGCCGUUAAUGGUACAGGGCCGGCACGGCAGUCUAAGCUCAGAGACACGGGAGAGGAUGCAGAGGAGCUGGAGGACGUCGACAAGCUGCUACUCGGCAUGGCCAGUGGCAGUGACGGGGAGGGUGAUGGUGACGUGGAUGGUGAUGCGAUGGAUGGAGUGGAAGCCGAGGGCGAGGCUGAAGAAGACGGUCUGGAUGACUUGGACAAGACGCUAUUGGGGAUCGGCGACGAGGGCUCUGACUCGGAUUAAGCCCAGACAGGAAGUGUUAUUUGUAUGCUGGAGUAUGGUUGGUUCUCUAUGUUCUUCGAUGGCUUCACUAGACAAUUUUAAGCGGUGCGAGACUUUUCGAAGGUUUUUAUCAAUGUUCUUGCAGGGUGGAUUGAAGCAAGUUUGCAAGCUCGCAAAGAUUUUGUCACGGAUAUUAUAUCUCCAUAUCGCGCUGCCUACCCUUUGGUGGUUGUCUAUAGGCACAGAACCGUUAAAUAAGGGAGCCUAAAUUUUGCCCAAAUCUCUUUUCGAAC